Molecule: messenger RNA, 2104 nt
Organism: Bombus terrestris (buff-tailed bumblebee)
Lineage: Eukaryota; Metazoa; Arthropoda; Insecta; Hymenoptera; Apidae
Product: Golgi resident protein GCP60
Exons: 5
Coding region: 136-1563 (475 amino acids)
Cellular component (GO): Golgi membrane
Molecular function (GO): fatty-acyl-CoA binding
Source: RefSeq, a predicted model, not a curated record
AUAAUGCAGUGCAUUUUGCAAUGUUGCAAUUGACCAAUAAAGGAAAGGGUUUAGGCUAUUAAUAUUAUACCAAAUUAUAUGCAAACGUAAAUAAAUAGAUAGGUUAGGGUGCAUCUAACAAUAAUUGACGUGUCAAUGCAACUGCAAAUGGCGGACACCAAUGGUGACACUUCCUCGGUAGAACAGAAAAUCGAGAAACUGGCGAUAUCCGCGAAGAACUUGGCGAAAAAUAAAAAUGACGAGGAGAGUGGAAAGAUGCGGGAGCCUCGUCUAUGGGGUUUCGAAACUAAGGAACUGUACAAAAUCGCAGUCAAUUUUUAUAAAGAAAAAGAAGGCAAAGCUGUUCAUUUGUCUUAUGAAGACAAAUUAAAGCUAGUGGCUUUUACCCAGCAAGUAACGCAUGGCAAAUGUACUACGGAGAAUGCACCACCUUUGGGUGUGUUGGAUGUAAUUGGGAAAGACAGACGCUUAGCAUGGCAAAGUUUAGGAGACAUAUCCAAGGAACAGGCGAUGGAAGGAUUUAUAGUUUUGUUAGACAAGCUAUGUCCCCUGUUUAUAACAGUUGUAGAAGCACAGAAAAGGGACAUCGAAGAGAAGUUAAGGUUGAAAAGGGAGGAGGAAGCAAGAAAAGUAGAAGAAGAAAGGAGAUCAAAAGAAUUAGAUGAACAAAGAAAGAAAGAGGAGGAAGCUAGAUUAAAGGAAGAAAUACAGAGGAGACAAAUUCAAGAUGCCUUAAAUCAACAAACAUUUUACCAAUUCAAAAUGUAUGCAGAGCAACAAUAUCCUGGCAAUCCAGAGCAACAAGGAGUACUAAUAAGGCAAUUACAAGAACAACAUUAUCAUCAGUACAUGCAACAAUUACAUCAAAAUCAAUUACUAGUAGCAGAUCAAAUUCCAGAAAUAAACACUGCCAUAAUAGAAAAUGCCGAGAAGGAAGAGUCAAAAGAAACAAAUGAAAUGGCCACAUUGAACAGAGAAGAUUCUGAUGAAUUGCCAGAUGAUUUCCCACAUAUAGAUCCACCACAAAUGUGGACUAGACAGGGUAUGAAUGCCUUCAAGGAACUCAUUAGGAGAGAAGAUGGUGAUGCAGUUAUUAAAGUUGGUCAUGGAGAAAUACUAACGGUUAGGGUGCCGACGCACGAAGAUGGCUUGUGUUUAUUUUGGGAAUUUGCGACGGAUGGCUAUGAUAUUGGUUUUGGAUUAUUUUUUGAAUGGACAAAACCAGAAACAAAUCAAGUAUCGGUACAUAUUGCUGAGUCUGAAGGAGAGGUGGAGGAGGAGGAGGAUGAGGAAGAGGAUGAUGAAUCUGAAACAAAAGAUGAUAUAGAAAGUGGAAUAACAAAUAAUGUAAUUCAGUCUAAUUGCAAACCAUUGCCACCACCUAUAAGCGUGAUAAUACCUAUUUUCAGGAGGGAUUCACAAGAAGAAGUCUAUGCAGGAAGUCAUAAAUACCCAGGGCAGGGUGUGUAUCAUCUUAAAUUCGAUAAUACAUAUUCACUUUGGCGAAGUAAGACGCUUUAUUACCGAGUGUACUACACACAAAAUGGUUAUGUGAAAAAUUAGCUUUAUUAAAAAAAAAGAUACUAUGCAAUUCACUGAUCAUACUAUCGUUGAGAACUAGCCUGUUGUGAUUAUUUGCCAAAAUUGCUAGUCCAACUAAAUGAAGAGUCCUAUAUGUUAUUUCUGUUCACACCAAGUGUUUACAAGAAGAAACACAAAUAUAUAUUUAUUAUGGUUAUGUAAAGACACUUUAUUGUUUAAUAUGGCAAGCAAAGUGGGCACAAGUAAAAAAAGAAAGGCUCCUAUCUUUCCCUUUUCCAUGGACGUUUAUAAAAAACAAAGCAAAACGAAAAAGUAAAGUGUAUAAACGUCGGUAACAACAACAAAUCGUGUAUCGCGAAUAAUUGUUUUAAUAGUCCGAUAUAUUAGUGUUAUAUUCGAUUGUAUAAUAUGCCAGUAAUGUGUCGGUCAUUUUAUGCGUAAUAAUUGUUUUCUUUUGUGAUAAAGAUUUUAGUAUAUCUUUGUUGUUAUCUCACUCGUGUCUGUACUUAUACUUUUAUAAAUAUUAUCCCACGUUUUGGAAAAAUACAUUGGAAUCAAACCA